This is a messenger RNA of Rotaria sp. Silwood2, 1323 nucleotides long. The record is from the annotation of a GenBank genome assembly. NCBI's taxonomy places the organism in Eukaryota, Metazoa, Rotifera, Eurotatoria, Philodinida, Philodinidae.
AUGGCCACUACUACUCAAUCAAAUGUUUCUACAUCAAAAUAUGAUGACGAUGAAUAUUUUACUCAAUCGAACGAAGAUGAUUUUCACCAGCAAACAUUUAUUUAUCCUGAACAACAUAAAAGCAAAGCAACAGUUACAACAAAAUCUAAACCACGAAAAAAUAAACGAUCAGAUAAUCCACAUGCACCUAAACGUAUUCGAACAGCAUAUACAAAUAAACAAUUAUUAGAAUUAGAAAAAGAAUUUCAUUAUUCAAAAUAUUUAUGUCGACCAAGACGUGUUGAAAUAGCAUCAACACUUUUACUUACCGAACGACAAGUCAAGGUUUGGUUUCAAAAUCGUCGAAUGAAAUAUAAAAGACAAUUAAUGUUACAAGAUCCAAAAUUAGCUGAAGAAUUUGAAGCUAAUGAAAUCAAUGAUGAUGAUACAAGUAUAGAUGAAACAGAUGUUUCAAGUCCUAAAACAAUGGAACGUUUAAUACGACCAAAACGUAAAGGAAAAAUAAAAGAAAAUAAAUGUACAUCACAUUCAUGUAGUUCCAUUAAAAAUGAUCAAUGGAUAUUUGAUCAACAAGAAAUUGAAUCUUCAAAACUUUUAGAAAAAACAAAUCCAAUUGAAAAACUUGAUUCAUUAUCUGAUCAACAAAUUCAAGCAUGUUCAACUUCACCAAAAUUAAAUAAAAUUGAACAAACAUCAACAAUUCCUAUUGAAGAUUGGUCAAAUCAACAGCAACAACAAUCAUCAACUAUGAUAACACCACCGCCAACAAUUACAACAUCAAGUUGUGAUAAUAUUAAUUGUUCAUGCUGUGAUUAUGAUGCACAACUUUAUCCAUCAUCAUCAUCAUCAUCAUCUUAUAAUUCUCAUUAUUAUCCACCAUCACAACAACAAACACCAUCUCAACAUAUGACAGUAAAUGUACCUGUUGUGGCUAAUUUUCAAGUUAAUGUUAAUACAACACAUCAUGGAUAUCCAUUGACGAAUUCAAAUAAUAAUCAUCAUCUUCAUUAUAAUUUAUCACGGAAACAAAAUAUUUAUUAUCAACAACCACCAACACAACAACAACCAUCACUUUCUUCAUACUAUCGAACUGGAUAUCCAACAUCUAUGAAAUAUAAUCAACAACAACAACCAACAUCAAUUUAUCAUCAACAACAAUAUUCUUCACCAUCUCAAACAUUUAUGGAAAAUAAUCAUCAUUUUCCAAUAUCAUCAUCUUAUCAUCAUGAUUUGGUAUAUGGUCAUCGUCAACAACAUUCAAUAGCAUAUAAUUCUUCUAAUAUAAAUCAUCAAUUGAAUGGACAUAUUUAUCAUCAAUUAUAA